Molecule: messenger RNA, 756 nt
Organism: Aspergillus pseudonomiae
Lineage: Eukaryota; Fungi; Ascomycota; Eurotiomycetes; Eurotiales; Aspergillaceae
Exons: 2
Coding region: 271-540 (89 amino acids)
Source: RefSeq, a predicted model, not a curated record
UGGGGAGCUGCAAAUUUCCAAGCUAUUUGUCCCACUGUUCAACUUUCGUUUGUCUUUGCGGGAACUAGCUAUCGCGUGUGUUAUGAGACAAGCUAUUUGUUAUAUAAUUGAUAUGUCGAUUUCACUGCUUGAACGAAACCAGGGGAUAUUGCGUGAUGCCGGGCUCCAGAGGAAACGGUUCUCGAUGAUGUUAGUAAUCAACAUGGAUGAAAGGCCUGUCAAUAGGUCCUCCAUCUUAUCCGCGACAGACUUUUCGACCUCUGUAUCCCCAUGGUCCUCCAUAUGCAAAUUCUAUCACUGCACGCCCUUGUGAUUUCGCAGAUGCAUACAACGAAAGGUCAGAUCCGCAAAAAACCCACUAGAAGAGAGUAUAUGGAGCCACAUAGCGCUUGUGUCUCUGGACCAUUUGACCAACUCAGCGAGUUCUCUCCGCCUAGUUUCUGUCAUCCUUAUCUCUUUCCCAUCAACUACGCGUGUGAAGAUCUUGAGACAUUUGAGGUAGCGAUCGCCAUCCGGGCACCCGCAAUGACUAGCCCAUAAGCAAGGCACUCAGAGGUUUCAAGGCCCAUUUAGAAGUUGUCAAGACUUUUUACGAUAUUUAGCAAGUAUAUUAAACAUCUCAUUUGCAAAGACUAUGAGGAGGAGUUCGGGGUUGUGAUGCCUUUUUUCUUUGAAAAGAAUGUUGGGCAUAUUGCUGGUCGUAAACUUGCGGACAGAGAACAAUAUGACAAAGAUCUUGAAAAAGCUUUCGAAGAC